This is a messenger RNA of Cygnus atratus (black swan), 1528 nucleotides long. It is a transcript of the gene AIFM2, whose product is annotated as apoptosis inducing factor mitochondria associated 2. Gene Ontology annotation, molecular function: flavin adenine dinucleotide binding; electron-transferring-flavoprotein dehydrogenase activity. The record is from RefSeq and is a predicted model, not a curated record. Gene Ontology annotation, cellular component: cytoplasm; mitochondrion. NCBI's taxonomy places the organism in Eukaryota, Metazoa, Chordata, Aves, Anseriformes, Anatidae. Gene Ontology annotation, biological process: apoptotic mitochondrial changes; positive regulation of apoptotic process. The transcript has 8 exons. Bases 99 to 1223 code for a protein of 374 amino acids.
GAGGGCGGGUAAGAGGCGGGCCAGCCCCAGCAGUGCUGCGCUGGAGCCUUCCUCACCCCGAAGAGGAGCGUCAAGCGGCCCCGUGCCGAGCCCCUGCCAUGGGCUCCCGGCUGUCGGUGGAUGACUCCGUGCGCGUCGUCAUCGUCGGCGGUGGCUUCGGGGGCACGGCGGCCGCCAGCCAGCUGAAGGCCUGGGCCAUCCCCUUCGUGCUGGUGGAUAUGAGAGAUGCUUUCCAUCACAACGUCGCUGCCCUGCGGGCCUCCGUGGAGAGCGGAUUUGCCAGGAAGACUUUCAUCUCCUACUCCAUCACCUUUGGCGACAGCUUCCGACAAGGCCAGGUUGUCGGCAUAGACCCCGCGAGGCAGCUGGUCCUGCUCAGCGAUGGUGAGGAGCUUCACUACUCCCAUCUCAUUCUUGCAACAGGCAGCAAUGGGCCAUUCCCUGGGAAGUUCAACAAAGUCAUCGACAUGGAAAGCGCCAUCCAGACCUAUGAAGACAUGGUUAAGGAGAUUGAGAAAGCUGAGCGCAUCCUGGUAGUGGGAGGUGGAGCUGCUGGUGUCGAGAUGGCUGCAGAGAUCAAAACAGAGUACCCAGCCAAAGAGGUCACCCUCAUUCACUCCAAAAUUGCACUAGCUGAUGCAGAGCUGCUCCAUAGCGUCCGUCAGGAGGUGAAGGAGAUUCUCCUCCAGAAAGGAGUGCGCCUCCUAUUAGGUGAAAGGGUAAGCAACGUGAAAAACCUCACAACAAACCAGUUCCAGAAGGACAUGGUAGUAAGGACAGAAAAAGGCACAGAGGUGGCUGUUGACAUGGUGGUCCUGUGCACGGGGAUAAAGAUCAACUCUUCAGCAUAUGCCUCUGCAUUUGCAGGAGACAAGCUGGCAAGUAAUGGAGCUUUGCGCGUUAACGAGCACCUCCAGGUGGAAGGCUACGAGAACAUCUACGCCAUCGGGGACUGUGCAGACCUGAAGGAACCCAAGAUGGCCUACCACGCUGGGCUCCACGCCAACAUCGUGGUGACAAAUAUCAUCAACAGCCUGACACACAAGCCGCUUAAAACCUACCAGCCAGGCUCCUUAACAUUCCUGCUUUCAAUGGGUAAGAAUGAUGGCGUAGGGCAGGUGAACGGCUACUACGUGGGACGCCUCCUGGUGACCAUUGCUAAGAGCCGGGACCUGUUUGUCUCCAAGAGCUGGAAGACAAUGGGACAGACAAUGCCCUCUUAACAGGGGACUAGAAACAAACCAGCAAGGAAGUCAACAACUGGAAGAAGGUGAGGGUGCACUGUUGUUGCUUGGACAGACCGAUGCUGUCUCCCACACCACCUCCGAAAGCCACCCUUCAGUGUAAUACAUUGAAGGGGGCCCUGUGUUACUGUAAAGGGGAAGGAGGCACUUUCCAAAUUAAUGAGCAAAGUUCUCAUCAUAAAAAACAAGGAAGGAACAUUUCGUUUACUUUCCUGGUGAGAUAGCUCUGAGCAAGAAACUUGGUUUACCUCCAUUUGUAACAAUAAACACUGUGGUUUUCAAAA